Messenger RNA from Acaromyces ingoldii, 1233 nucleotides. RefSeq names its product putative RPT4-26S proteasome regulatory subunit. The record is from RefSeq and is a predicted model, not a curated record. Lineage: Eukaryota; Fungi; Basidiomycota; Exobasidiomycetes; Exobasidiales; Cryptobasidiaceae. Gene Ontology annotation, cellular component: cytosolic proteasome complex; proteasome regulatory particle, base subcomplex. The transcript has 7 exons. Bases 1 to 1233 code for a protein of 410 amino acids. Gene Ontology annotation, biological process: positive regulation of RNA polymerase II transcription preinitiation complex assembly. Gene Ontology annotation, molecular function: ATP hydrolysis activity; proteasome-activating activity; ATP binding.
AUGUCGGACCAGGUGGCGUCAUCAUCGUCGGGCAAUGGCCCUUCCGAGCCUCAGCUCGCCCCGGGAAACCCACAGAAGGAGGAGGCGCUCAAGGCAUACAAGCGCGCGCUCAAGAGCCACGAAGACCUCUCGACGAACCUAAAGAAUCUCCGCUUUGGCCUCAGAGACCUGGAAAAGGACUACGACAAGACAGAAGACGACAUCAAGGCGCUCCAGUCGGUCGGCCAGAUCAUCGGGGAGGUUCUCAAGCAGCUGGACGAUGAGCGAUUCAUCGUCAAGGCCUCGUCAGGCCCGCGCUAUGUGGUUGGCAUCCGAAGCUCGGUGCCCAAGUUCAAGCUCAAGCAGGGCGUGAGGGUGUCGCUGGACAUGACGACGCUGACCAUCAUGCGCAUCCUUCCGAGAGAGGUCGACCCAAUGGUGUACAAUAUGAGCAUGGAGGACCCCGCGGGCGCAAGCUUUGCGGGCAUUGGUGGCCUGGGCGAGCAAAUCAGGGAGUUGAGGGAGGUCAUCGAGCUGCCGCUGCUGAACCCCGAGCUGUUCUUGCGCGUGGGCAUCAAGCCGCCAAAGGGCGUGCUCCUCUACGGACCUCCAGGUACAGGCAAGACGCUGCUGGCCAGGGCGGUGGCAGCCACGCUCGACACCAACUUCCUCAAGGUUGUCAGUAGCGCAAUCGUCGACAAGUACAUCGGCGAGAGCGCCAGGCUGGUCCGAGAAAUGUUUGGAUACGCAAAGGACAACGAGCCAACGAUCAUCUUCAUGGACGAGAUUGACGCCAUUGGAGGCCGGAGAUUCAGCGAGGGUACCAGUGCCGACCGCGAAAUUCAGAGGACCUUGAUGGAGCUCCUGAACCAGAUGGAUGGUUUCGACUACCUGGGAAAGACCAAGAUUAUCUUUGCCACGAAUCGACCAGACACCCUCGACCCGGCUCUGAUGCGACCCGGACGACUCGACCGAAAGAUUGAGAUUCCGCUGCCCAACGAAGUGGCGCGGCUUGACAUUCUCAAGAUUCACGCCAGACCUGUGGCCAAGCGCGAUGAACUCGAUUACGAGGCCGUUGUCAAGCUCACAGACGGGGCCAAUGCGGCCGACUUGCGGAACGUGGUGACAGAGGCAGGCAUGAUGGCCAUUCGCGAUGACCGCGACUACGUGAUUCAAGAAGAUAUGAUCAAGGCGGCGAGAAAGGUCAUGGAGGCCAAGACGCACGAGAGCAAGAUGGACUACAGCGCCAUCUGA